Closterium sp. NIES-65 is the source of this 751-nucleotide messenger RNA. The record is from the annotation of a GenBank genome assembly. Lineage: Eukaryota; Viridiplantae; Streptophyta; Zygnematophyceae; Desmidiales; Closteriaceae.
AUCUCCCAGGGCUGAACAAAACCUUGCACGGCUGAACGGCACAAAGACGGGCAUGCCUGUUCAUGAAAGCUGUCGCAACCAACCCUCACCUCCCAUGUCCCAUUCCUCUUACUCCUCGUCCCUCUUGCUCCUCAUCCCUCCUGCUCCUCAUCUCUCCUGCUCCUCAUCCCGCCUGCUCCUCAUCUCGCCAGGAGCGGUGAAGGCGAGGCUGAACGGCACGGAGAUCACCAGCGCUGCUGGGGAUGUGAAUGCCACAGGCGUCAUCUCCCUCGCUGUCUUCCAGAGUGGCAGCGACUACAACAUUCGCUACGGAGCCAGCAUCCGCCUCACCGCCCCCGGAGCUCCUCUCUCCAUCGCCAUCCGCACUGGUGCUGCCGGCUCGGCUGACGGCGGCGCCGCCCUUCUCGAGUUCUCCGCCACCGAAGCAGCGUGGGUCAACAUGACUUGGAACGGCACCCGCAGGGACUCCCGCGGCCGCAGGCACGCCGCCCCCAUUCCGAAAUACUUUGGGUUUUUCCGCCCGGCUGCUCGUACCGGUUAUGUGUAUGGGUUUUCUGGUGUUUGGUAUAAUGCCACGCAGUACAGUAACGCGGACGGGCAGAGCUAUUUCGAGGUGGCGAAUCUGCUCUUGGCGAAUCCGAGUGGGUACUUUGGGAUUGUGAAGACUGCAGCGUUUGCGGAUGGAGCCGCUCGCGGUCAGUUUGCAAAUUUCACCCGCCCGACCCCCGACACGUUCUGGCAGCGCAGCUAG